Colletotrichum scovillei is the source of this 1323-nucleotide messenger RNA. RefSeq lists its product as uncharacterized. Bases 1 to 1323 code for a protein of 440 amino acids. The transcript has 3 exons. Lineage: Eukaryota; Fungi; Ascomycota; Sordariomycetes; Glomerellales; Glomerellaceae. The record is from RefSeq and is a predicted model, not a curated record.
AUGAUUAAUGCGUUACACUACACGAUGAUGACCAAGAAUGUCCUCGACCCGGUUCCAAGAGAGAACAACUCCUACAUCUUGCAUUUGUUAGAGGGUUACUGGGAUCUCCAGGAACGGCUGAAGAAGACAGAGCAGGAGCUCGCAGAGGAGAAGGAGACAAAGUUGAAGAGCCUUGAAGAGUUCACCAAGAUGUCUGAGGAAUGGGAGUCGAAAGAAGCCGACUUCCGCGCUGAGAUCAAACGUAUGGAACUAGUUCUUGUCGAUGUAGCUCCUGCAGGUGUUGGUGCAGUGGUUCUGGCGAGGUCUUGCAGUCUCGUCGACAGAAGCGCAAAAUCCUCGAGACUCUUCAAGGCCAGGGUCGAGAAGGCUAAAGAAAGUCCCCAGAAAGAUAACCCGCGAAUCUCUAUGGGCUCUGGAAGUCCCCUCCUGAACCAUCGAACCUUCUUGUCCAUGAAACCCAACUUGGAUGACAAUGCCGAUGUUGAACUGAGCAAGGGUCUGAGAAAGGCUGAACGACGACAACAGCGGGCCUCGAGGCGCAGAAAGAAGGAGGCCCCCUUUCCGCCGUUCAACAUAGCAUGGGAUAGCUCAUCGGAGGAAGAAGCAAAUAAGCCAACAUCGACUCAGAAGACAGCCAGGUUAACUGGCUUGGAGUCCGUGAAGCCUCAACCAUUACGACGAGCGGCACCAUCCGCGCAGAUCGCCACCCCAGAAUCGUCCGCGGAGGAAACCGCCGUUCCUGAAACCUGCGAGUAUGCCGAUACACAUUACCGGCCUGACGACGCACCCCAUACCGGCGUAGAGUCGGCUGAAAACGGAUCGGCCGCAACGGGCAUGCCGAAGCAUGAGCGGCCGACGGGUACCGACCCGGAUGUCAUGACGGCCACUACUGGCCGAAGAACCUUAGGGACCAGCCGCCAUAGGAGAGACUUCUCCUUCGACGCCGGAGAAGAUAGCGUUCAGCUGCAGGCCCUGUCUGGAAAAACUGGUAUUUCUCACGGAAACGAUGUUUCCGUGGGCGGGCCAGCGGUUGCCCCUCUUCAGCGCCCCCUUUCGUCAGAUGAAGUAGCUUCGAUGGCAUCAGUCACUGCAGGGCCUUCCAGCCAGCAGUACCAGAUACUUCACAGUCAAACACAGGAGUCGCCGGACAAAGACGAAGGCAAUACACUCAAAACAUGCCCUGGAGUUGAGCAAAUGGGCGCAGAAGGCGGCAGACGGGCCACGAGACCUAGUCUUACGGAUAGACGGCGAAGCUCGCGCUUACACAAAUCGUCGUGCGAGUCCUUAGGCAACGACCAGAAAGCCUUCAGCGAUGAAGCCUGA